Molecule: messenger RNA, 1764 nt
Organism: Pieris macdunnoughi
Lineage: Eukaryota; Metazoa; Arthropoda; Insecta; Lepidoptera; Pieridae
Source: the annotation of a GenBank genome assembly
AUGGCACUGGCAAAGAAAGGGCAAGUGUACAGCGUCGGCAAUUAUUUGAUGACGGGAAAAGUUUUCGGGAAAGGCCACUUUGCAAAAGUAGAAGAAGCGACGCAUAGGAUUAUCGGCAAAAAGGUGGCGAUUAAAGUAAUAGACUUGACCUGCAUCAAAGAGGACUAUGCAAGACGCAACUUACACCGCGAGCCCCGGGUGAUGGCAAAGUUGCGGCAUCCCUGCAUAGCUGCCCUUUACGAGACUAUGAUGCACGGGCCACGACUUUACGUGGUGAUGGAGGCGGCGGCAGGCGGUGAUCUUUGUUCCUAUGUCCUGGCUGCCCGAGGUUCAGCGCGUGGCCUACCUGAAUCUCGGGCAAAAGCGUUAGCCGCUCAGUUGGUUUCAGCUGUACGUCACAUGCAUUCUAGAGGAGUCGUGCAUCGAGAUCUGAAGAUGGAGAACAUAAUGUUAGAUAGUACUAAGCAGUUCAUAAAAAUUGUUGAUUUCGGGCUUUCUAAUGUAUGGAGUGCGGGUGGAGCGCUACGUACGCCAUGCGGAUCACUAGAAUACGCAGCGCCCGAGUUGUUUGUGGAUGGGCGGAAAUAUGGACCCGAAGUUGAUUUGUGGAGCAUCGGUGUGAUAGUUUAUGGAAUGGUGACUGGAGGUCUGCCAUUCGCGUGUUUAGAAGGAAGCAAACAGGCGACAGAAGGCCACUCUAGACCACAACUAAGGGCUGCUAUAGCAAGAGGGUUUACCAGGAAACAGAGGAAUGCGCUUGCGUGUGUGUCUACAGAAUGCAAGAUGUUCAUACAACAACUACUUGAGCCCAAAGUAGAGCUUCGCAUGAAGAUUGAAGAGGCCGCGCGGCACAGAUGGGUGAAGCGGCCUGGCAUGCGAAUGAAGACACACCCGUUACCGCCGCCCGAUUCCAAAGUUAAUAGAGAGAUAUACAGACAAAUCGCCGAACUUAGCGCGCAGAACUUUCUGGACAUCGUCGCUCAGAUUAAGGCCGAACCAUUUGGUUCAACCGCUGGAUUGUACAAUAUAAAAACGCAUUUACAUCAAAUGCAGGCCGCCUCCGGGCUUGAUCUCCUCUGGUCUUCAAACACAACGGAACCACGUCCUGCAUCACCGCCAGAAUAUCGCGCCAAAUACGAGCUUAAGGAGCCAAGUUUUUCUACACUGUCUCUGCACUCCCAGGUGGUGUCAAAUUUGCAGAAAUACCGUCCAGUUCCAAAACCAACACCGAAGCCGGGAAAUUCAACAGCCGAAGCCGUAGAGAAGAUCAGCGACGAGAUUAAAAGCAAAUCGAAGCAGUUGAGCUAUUAUGCAAUGCGGAGACCAGUUUUCAAGGUGUACGAAAACGGUGAUGGCUUGGACAGUCGUCUACCGAGCAUUAAGGAGUAUUCGAAUCCAGAUGUGAAUGAAAAGAAAGCAAAGCUUAAACCUCCCGUGAGGAAGACCCAGCUAGAGGAACCAUUAAGACUCAGCAGUUGUCCGAACAAAGCUAGCGAUGUGCACAGGAGCGAUUUCUGCAGACGUGGUGGAGAUGGGUUGCCAAGCUGGCGUGCAAGUGGUGUAUCAAGAACGCAAGCACCUCGAAUAUUACUACAAAGUAAUGCGACUACAAUCAAAAGAGCGUCAUUGGGAAACAUUGUGAGCCCGCACUCAUCUUCCAACAAUAGUCACUGCAAGAGCGAAAGAGCAAUGCCUGUCGGCUGGUACUCGCGUCCCAUAGCGAAGGACACACAACGUCUACGCCGCACCGCGCCUAUUAAAUAA